AUGCCAUCUUUCAUUCGUACAGUACUGUUUGGCAUUGUUGCCACUGCAGUUGCAGUUGGCGCCGUGCCGCAGCAAGGCACCAUCACCACGACCGCCGUUGUACCGUCGCCCAGCACCAGCACGCCGGCCUCAUCGGGCUCUAAGCCCUGCAACAACUCGCCGACGCUCUGCGGACGCCGGUACAAUAACAUCACACACAUGGGUGCUCACGACAGCUCCUUUCUGAGGGACGCGAGCACUGGCAACUCCGUCGCCGGCAACCAAUUCAAAAACGCCACCGUCGCCCUCGACGCCGGCGUGCGCUUGCUGCAAGCCCAAGUACAUGUCGAGAACGGCACUCUUCGUCUCUGCCACACCUCCUGCGAUCUCCUCGAUGCCGGUCCCCUGGCAGAUUGGUUACAGCUCAUUGCCAACUGGAUGAAUGCAAACACAAACGACGUCGUCACCAUCCUCCUCGUCAAUGCGGACAGGGCGUCCGCCGCCGCUCUGGGCGGCGCCUUUUCGUCGGCCGGCCUGGAUAAGCUUGGUUACAAGCCUCCGACGACAUCGGCAACGGCCGAUUGGCCCACGCUGCAGUCCAUGAUUGAUAGCAACACGCGCCUCGUCGCCUUUGCCACCAACUUUGACUACUCGGCGUCGGUCCCAUACCUGCUGCCCGAGUUUGACUUUGUGUUUGAAACGCCGUACGAGGUCACGGAGCUCACUGGCUUCAACUGCACGCUCGACCGUCCCAGCACCGCCGGGCUCAACAAGUCGCCUACGACGGCCAUCUCGAUGAACUAUCUCAGCCUUGUCAAUCACUUCAAGUAUCAGCGCUUCCUCGGCAGCAUCCUCGCUCCCGAUGCCGACUCCAUCAACGUCACCAAUAGCCCCAAUACAGCGGCCGCCGGUAACUUUGGCCGCCACAUUCAGCAGUGCAAUGCGGAAUGGGGCGCUCGUCCCAACUUUGUGCUCGUCGACUUCUGGAACGUUGAGAACCCCAUUAUCGCCGUUGACAGGGUAAAUGGUCUCAGCGACAUUACUGGCCGAGCAUCGGUGAGCAACCAGCCGGGUACGUCUGGUGCUUCUUUGAGCUACCACAGCGUCGGCGGCGGUCUCUUGAUCUCAUGCGCCGCUGCCGUGGUUCUUUUGGCGUAA
Messenger RNA from Beauveria bassiana ARSEF 2860, 1137 nucleotides. RefSeq names its product tat pathway signal sequence. Gene Ontology annotation, molecular function: phosphoric diester hydrolase activity. The transcript has a single exon. The coding region runs from base 1 to 1137 and encodes 378 amino acids. NCBI's taxonomy places the organism in Eukaryota, Fungi, Ascomycota, Sordariomycetes, Hypocreales, Cordycipitaceae. Gene Ontology annotation, biological process: lipid metabolic process. The record is from RefSeq and is a predicted model, not a curated record.